Ricinus communis (castor bean) is the source of this 1225-nucleotide messenger RNA. RefSeq names its product glucan endo-1,3-beta-glucosidase 13. Bases 457 to 1002 code for a protein of 181 amino acids. The record is from RefSeq and is a predicted model, not a curated record. NCBI's taxonomy places the organism in Eukaryota, Viridiplantae, Streptophyta, Magnoliopsida, Malpighiales, Euphorbiaceae. The transcript is spliced from 4 exons.
UGCCACUGUCACCUUCUUCUGCUUCAAAGACUUCACAAUCUUAUGUACGUGAAUGAAAUAUCUCUUUUUCGAAAAGCCCCACCGCCUCAUUGCCCCUCAAGAACCCAAUAACUUCUUUGCAUAAUACUGUAACCAUUUUCGUAUAUCACACUCUUUAUAAUCCCUUAAAAGAGAAAUAUUAAUAUACAAAAGAACCCAAAAAAAAAAAAAGCAAAAUUUCCGUUGAAGAAAUUGCUGAUUCCUUCAUCAAAACUAAUUCUCUCUCUUUAGGCAUUUAUAUAGCUUCUUCACCUAGUGAGUAACUCUUGUGUCAGUCAGAGAGAGAGAGAGAGAGAGAGAGAGGAGGAGGAGGAGGAGAUAGUCAUAGUUAAAGAGCUAGGAGUGGGAACUUUAUUUCUUUUGGCUUUAAGAGAAGGGUGAAGCUUUGAAGUCUUUAGAAAAGAAAGCUUACUUGCAAUGAGAAAGAAGAUAUUGGUUUUAAUACAGUGUCUUUUGUUGCUGGAAUGCUUUCUGGUCUUGGGUAUGGAGGCAGUAGUGGUGCAGGAGAAAGCAGAUGUAUCAAUUCCAGUGACAACAUUGUCACCUCCAGAAGGCAACACAACAUUCCUUGGGGGCACGACAUGGUGUGUCGCCCUUGCGGGUGUGUCUCAAAUAGAUUUGCAGAAUGCAUUAGACUGGGCAUGUGGUCUAGGGUUGGCAGAUUGCAGGCCAAUCCAGCAAGGUGGAGCCUGUUAUGAACCUGACACUCUGCUCUCUCAUGCCUCCUAUGCUUUCAACAACUAUUACCAGCAAAAUGGCAACUCUGAUAUUGCUUGCAAUUUUGGAGGAACUGCUAUUCUUACUAAAAGUAAUCCAAGUUAUGGAAAAUGUGUAUAUUCAGCAUCCGGAGUAGGAUCUCUCCGGUCGUCGGCGCCUCCGUCGGCCAAGAAUAUACCAAGCUUCGUGUGGUGGAAAUUCGCCGGGAUUUUGCUGCUUUUGUACUGGAGAAGCCAGAUCAUUUAAGAGGGUCGACUUGUGGAUGAAGCUUAAAUAUGCUUGAUCGUCUCUCAUGUUUAUGAAAAUGAAAAAGGGAAAAAGAAUUAGGGGUGGAUCAGAUUUAAGGCUGAGUUUUUAGUUUCUUUUUCUUUUUUCUUUUUGGGUACUUGGAAUUGCUCAGGUUAUUCUUAUCCUUGUUUUUGGGGUAUGGAAUCAAUGGAGUUUGCAAAUCAAAUCCUACUUUUUGUCC